AUGGCUUCUCAAACCGUGAAUGAAACAAAGAAAGCACAAGCCAAGAGAGCACUACGUUCCCUAGCUGUAGGUAUUGCAGUCCCUCUCAUCCUCACAUUGACCAUAAUCAUCCUAUUUGGUUCAGGUCGCAAGUACCGUAGCUUGGUCAAGCCCUUUUGGUUUGCACCACUUUGGUUCAUUCACUUGGCCACGUUAGGGUCAUCUUUCUUCAUGGGUCUCGCGGCUUGGCUAGUUUGGGCUGAUGGAGGGUUUCAAGGGGAAUCAGAUGCAUUGUCUCUCUACGUAGCUCAAGUCUCUCUAAGCAUUGUGUGGCACCCCCUUGUGCUUGUUAUGAGUGCAUAUUGGCUUGCUUCGGUUUCUUGCCUUGUGAAUUUUGGUACCCUCUUUCUGUGUUAUUUGAGGUUUAAAAAGGUCAACCCUUUUGCUAAAGAUCUGGCCAAACCAUGUCUGGUAUGGGCUGCAUAUCUUACUCUUAUUAGCUUCAAGCUAAUCUUUCUUUGA
Molecule: messenger RNA, 501 nt
Organism: Gastrolobium bilobum
Lineage: Eukaryota; Viridiplantae; Streptophyta; Magnoliopsida; Fabales; Fabaceae
Product: translocator protein homolog
Exons: 1
Coding region: 1-501 (166 amino acids)
Cellular component (GO): membrane
Source: RefSeq, a predicted model, not a curated record